Punica granatum (pomegranate) is the source of this 1459-nucleotide messenger RNA. The record is from RefSeq and is a predicted model, not a curated record. NCBI's taxonomy places the organism in Eukaryota, Viridiplantae, Streptophyta, Magnoliopsida, Myrtales, Lythraceae.
CUCUCAUGAACCCCGAGCUUAUCGAGCUUGUCGGGGGCGACAACAAUGGCGGAGAGAUAAGAGGAGGAGGAGGAGAUGGCGGGGAGGAGGAAGCUGCUGUUGCUGUUGAAGCCAUUUGAUGUGUAUCCAGCAGUCCGUCCAUCCAACAACGCCCUCUCUCCCCUUCCCAACCCUCAGAUUCUAAAUUAUCUCGACCACCGGCGUAAAGUCCAUAGGAAAGCGAUUAGCUUUUGUCAGAAUAUAUUGCAGAGAAAGCCUGUGGACUGGGAACUCAUGAUGCGGAACGAUCUCUCACGGCCUAUCUGUAAUGUGGAUCUCGUUGUCACUGUCGGUGGUGACGGAACUCUCCUGCAAGCUAGUCAUUUUAUGGAUGACUCGGUUCCUGUUUUAGGAGUGAACUCUGACCCAACAAAGGCAGAAGAAGUGGAAGAGUUCAGCAACAAAUUUGAUGCAACCAGAAGUACCGGAUACCUUUGUGCUUCUACAAUCGGUAACUUCGAGCAAAUUCUUGAUGAGGUUCUCGAGGGCAGAUCAGCUCCUUCUGAAUUGUCGAGAUUGUCGAUCCAAGUAAAUGCAGAAUCACUGCCGAGUUAUGCUCUAAAUGACAUUUUAAUUGCCCAUCCAUGCCCCGCAGCAGUUUCUCGUUUCUCGUUCAGAAUAAAGAAUGAUGCCGGACCUUGCUCUCCAAUAGUAAAUUGCCGAUCGAGUGGUCUGCGAGUUUCGACAGCAGCUGGAUCAACGGCCGCGAUGCUAUCAGCAGGCGGAGUCAAAAUGCCGAUUCUAUCACGAGACAUCCAAUAUAUGGUAAGAGAACCAAUCUUGCCUGGGGCUUCCUCCUCCCUAAUGCGCGGAUUCGUGAAACCCGGUCAGUCUAUGGGCACCUCGUGGUUCUGCAAAGAAGGUGUGAUUUAUAUAGAUGGUUCCCACGAGUGCCAUCAGAUAAAACAUGGGGACACCAUCGAGAUCUCUACCAAAGCUCCGGUCUUGAGAGUACACCUGCCCUCUCAUUUGUUGUCUUAGAAUGCAGUCGGUCCAUCUACCUUCUCAGUCAAGAGCUUCCAAUGUGUGAGAGAGACAAACGGUUUCGAGGGGAAAGCAAUUAUGUCAGAACAACUGUGAGUGUCGCAAACUUUGACCAGAUAUCAUUUGAGUGUAUCGGGAAACAUGGAGGAAAGCUGAAGUACAAGGUUAUGUAAUAUAAAGGUGAAGCUGUGGCAGAAAAUCUCUGGGUCACCGACUGCGAUGAAAUAAGAUCACAGUUGAUAAAGACCGACUACCUAUGAAGGAUGUAUGCCUCCAACAAAUUCUCAAGUGUAACAUCUCAGUUACUUCCAUGUUGAGUCGCGUGUAUAUGUAAAAUCUUUCAUUAGAUAGGGUAAUAUUGCUAUAAACCUACAGGCUACAAUGAUUUGUUCUGAAAGAAGAGAAUGUAUACAAAGUUGUCUCCUCACUCCGAACA